Messenger RNA from Colletotrichum destructivum, 1414 nucleotides. RefSeq names its product Putative ferric reductase, NAD binding domain, FAD-binding domain, ferredoxin reductase-type. NCBI's taxonomy places the organism in Eukaryota, Fungi, Ascomycota, Sordariomycetes, Glomerellales, Glomerellaceae. The record is from RefSeq and is a predicted model, not a curated record. Bases 1 to 1302 code for a protein of 433 amino acids. Gene Ontology annotation, molecular function: ferric-chelate reductase activity. Gene Ontology annotation, biological process: copper ion import; intracellular iron ion homeostasis; iron ion transport. The transcript has 3 exons. Gene Ontology annotation, cellular component: plasma membrane.
AUGGUGGCAGCGGCGACAAUCUCCUUUCUACCCUUUUUCCGCCGUCGCAUCUACGAGCUCUGUCUGAGGACCCACCAAGCACUUGCUGCGCUGGCAGCGGUGGGGGCCGCGCUGCACUUGCUAUCGGUUGCUGGCCGGCUCAGGCUGUGGGUGUACAUCUACCUUGCUGUGACGACACUGGCAACCUUGGUCCAGGGCUGCUUGAUGGCUUUUCGCAACAAGGCUUUGGGACAAACGUUUGGACGAGCCUACAUCGACCACGUUACGGGAACCGUGCAGGUAUCAAUCAAGCUGUCGAGGCCACUCAAGUUCGAGGCGGGACAGUACCUGUUGUUGUGGAUCCCGAGAGUCCGACUGUUUGAGUGCCAUCCCUUCGUCGUGACUUCGUGGGCGGAAGCGGAACAAAGCAUCGUCGAUCUCUUCAUCAAGCCCCGACGAGGAUUCACUUCCAGCCUGGUCCGAUAUUCUCACGGGCACGUCGUGCCCCGACUGGCCCUCCUCUCUGGGCCACACGGCGUCAGCGUGCCGGUGUGGGACUAUGAGGCGGUGCUCAUGGUGGCUACGGACCACGGGAUUUCUGCCCAGGCUCCGUACCUGAAGAAGCUUGUGUACGGAUACAACCACUGCAGAGGCCGCACGCGGCAGAUACACCUUAUUUGGCAGGUAACCAACCUUGGGAUCGUACAUGCGGCCGAGUCAAUCCUCAACCCUAUACUGAACGAUGACACGCUCGACGAUGGCUACAUCCUCGAGAUUUCCAUUUACUAUGACAUGCGGGAACAAGGAAUGUCCGUCGAAGAUGUCAAGAUGCUGAUCCCGGGUUGCACCAGCGACGAGCUGAUAACCAAAAGCGCUUCGACGCACAUCCUGAGCGCGUCUGAUGUCGAACGGCUGGUGACCAAGCAUCUUUACGGCGGCACCGGUCGGUCACAUGGUAAACCGGCUCGUGUGAGGGAUUUCGGGACGAGAGCGCGACUCUACGUGGGCAGUCCCGAUCUCGCGGCAGGCAUGUGGAGUGAGGCAUCACGCGUCUUCGAUCGCACAGUACAAGAAGCAGUUGGAAAGACGGGAGACAUGUUGAUUCUUGGUAAGAGCUGUUUCUGCGGUGGCGAAUCCUUUCUCACCAGCGCCGUAGUAUCCGCCGCAAACGAAAUACGGGACGCACUUUGCGACCUUGCGGGAGGUUUCCUGAUUGAAGAAAACCACCCUCUGUACGACGAGUACCGCAAAGGACAAGCCAUCCGCGAAUAUCUUCAGACCAAUGUCUGGCUGCGGGAGCUUGAUUAUCAGCCGGCGGAUUGAUGCACUUGGAUGUGUACUUGGUCAACCUGCGAGCACGUUCCUGAUAGCGACUUCCCAUACGACCGUUAGAUAUCGUACCAUGGGUUCAGAAAAGAGAUGGCCAGUUGCUAAA